Molecule: messenger RNA, 740 nt
Organism: Saprolegnia diclina VS20
Lineage: Eukaryota; Oomycota; Saprolegniomycetes; Saprolegniales; Saprolegniaceae
Exons: 5
Coding region: 1-696 (231 amino acids)
Source: RefSeq, a predicted model, not a curated record
AUGGACUUUCUCGUCUGCGCCGGCACCGCCAUGAGCGAGAAGACCAAGAAAGGCCCCGUGCGUCAGCAGGCCAAAGCGCCGCGUAUCAUUCGCCGGUCGCCGCGCCCCGAGGCCGCCACCGUCGACCACGCAACACUGGGCAUGCGGCAGCUCUACACGCGAAAGACGGCGGCACCCGCCAAGCUCCAUGCACGCCGCGUGUACCAGAGCCCUUGCGAGCGCGUCCAGUCGUCCAAGAACCACUACGACCUCGCCGUCUCGUCCGCGCCUGAAGCCGUCGGCAACAACGAGAGCCCGCGCCGACAUCUCGCAAUCUCCAAGUCCGAGGGUCACGUCACGACGACGACGAUGAGCAACCAGCAGAGUACUAGUGCUGAAGACACGCUGUCGUCGCCCGUGUCGCUGGACCGGGUCGCCUUUGAGAAAUCGCUGCGGGGGUUCCAAGUGCACGUGGAGGAGCUGCCCGAGGCGGUGUACUUCCCGCCCAUGUCCCCGAUUGGGCCGUGGAUGACGUCUUCGCCAAUGCCGCCGAGUGCUGUCACCGAGCCCUUGUCACCCCGCAGCCGCCUUCUCGCCUUCUCCAACGAGAGCCAACCGAUCCUGCGUUGUGCGUCGGCGACAGUCCGUAAGACUGGCAAACCGCGCCGCCCUCGGUCGUCCCAGCCCCGUCCAACGCCACACGACGAUCUUCUCUGAUUGUAUAGCCUCAAACCGCAAUACCAAGGCAAUAUUCCAUGGCC